This is a messenger RNA of Parastagonospora nodorum SN15, 297 nucleotides long. RefSeq lists its product as hypothetical. Bases 1 to 297 code for a protein of 98 amino acids. The record is from RefSeq and is a predicted model, not a curated record. Lineage: Eukaryota; Fungi; Ascomycota; Dothideomycetes; Pleosporales; Phaeosphaeriaceae. The transcript has 2 exons.
AUGUCAACUCCAGCUGAGUCGGGAAAGGCGGAGGCGAAAAAUAUGGAUCGACGCAUGAGCCUGGGGAAGUACGUGAAGAGGAUGAGCAGUGUUUUCAAGAGGGAGAAGUCGAACAAGACUGUUGAGUUGGCCGCGCCGGUUGUACCUUCCGUGCACGAGGCCGAACAACAAAGCGCAAAGAAAGAGGAAGCCGCGCCCGUUGUUACUGCAACGCCGGAAGAAUCUCUCGCUGUGCCAGCUGCUAUCUACCGCCACCAUUUCGCAGCCAACAUCUGCGAUUGUGACGAAACAGCUUGA